Molecule: messenger RNA, 1096 nt
Organism: Pelagomonas calceolata
Lineage: Eukaryota; Pelagophyceae; Pelagomonadales; Pelagomonadaceae
Source: the annotation of a GenBank genome assembly
CUUCGAUGGCGCCUCCCCACCACUCGCGGCUGCGGCGCGCUUCUUGCUGUCGCGCCGCGCGACGGCCGCGAGCCGCCGUUCUUCGAUCGCCGCGGCCGUCGCCGCAUCAAUUGUAGAAGAGGGCAGCUCGAACUCGGGCGCCGGCGCCGCGCUCCCCCUACCAGACGCCUCGCCCGCGACGCCGCGCUGCACGAGCGCGUCCGCGCGCUCGUUCAGCGCGUCGCCGCUGUGGCCCUUGACGUGCUCCAACGCGAGUUUCCGCUUCCGCCGCGUGCCCUCGGAACAGUACAGGUCCCUACACGUCUUCGCGAGGUCGACGUUCUUGUGGGCCCGGAACGCGCCGGACGUGAUGUUCGCCGCGUACGUGGAAUCAUAACAUAAAGCCGCCGGCCCGUCGCUCCCCUCCUCGUCGCGCAGCCACAGCAGGGCUUCGGCGACGCCGCUGAGCUCGCCCGUGUUGUUCGAUUUUUUCUCCGCGCCGAGGUAGUGCGCGUGUCCCGAGUCGAUCACGACCGGCCCCCACCGCUCCGCCAGCACCUUGCCGUCGCGGACCGCGAUGAACCCCCAGCCCGCCGGCUGGUCCCGCUUACUGUCGACGUUCUGGUUGCCGCGGCAGCCGCCGUCCGUGUAGACGGCGACGGUGCCCUUCGGCGGCUUGUACGUUGUACGCUUCGGCUUCGUCGUGGACGAAGCGCGCGUGGCGGGCGCGGGGCUCCCGCGCACAAACGCCGCGGCCUCGGACUGGCUCUUGAACUUCUUGAACCGCGCGCCCGCGAAGCCGCUCACGAGUCUCUCGGCCUCGGGCCAGGACCCGAAGACGCCCGUUGCUCUUCCUCUAGCUACGGCGUAGAACAUGCGCUGGGCGGACAUUGUCGUCGCGUCGGCGGCGCGUCGGCUUCCUGUAAUGCCUGGCGCGUCGGCGGCGCGUCGGUGCUGCCCGUUGACUCUGCACAGUGCAGCCUCAGCAGGAGUGCGCACGGCGGCGGCGUCGGUCUGCGCGCGCGCAGUUCUCAAUGAAACGAAGUCGCAGCAGCCCUGCGACGAAGCGUGAAUGUCGCAAAGGGUUUUUACCGCGCGUCUUAGCGCCGCUUCGCAG